AAAAUAUAUAAUAUAUUCAUAAUCGAUAAGCGUUCAACCUUAAGCCCACAAGAAAAAUAGCUUAAACAAAGAACUAGCUUUAUAGACAAGUCACCCUCCUACAACAACAACCAAACACACAAAACCAAAGUGACAAAAACCAAUUAAAACCAAAUUCUCAAGUAAAACCCGAUAAAAAAAGAAAAGCAGUAAAAAUGGCCGACAAGAAAAUUGGUGAAUAUUACACGCCGCCGGUAAAAAUGGGCAAAUGGGAGGGUUUCAAAAAAUUCCUAUGGAACAGUGAAACUAGCCAAUGCCUUGGACGUACCGGUUCCAGUUGGGCAAAAAUUCUACUAUUCUACAUAAUAUUUUAUGCGGCGUUAACUGGAUUCUUUGCUGCCAUAUUUACGGUGUUCUAUCAAACGUUGGACAGUGAGAAGCCCAAAUGGAUGCUCGACAAUGGUUUGAUUGGAUCCAAUCCAGGUCUUGGCUUCCGACCAAUGCCCCCAGAGGCGAAUGUUGAGAGCACUUUAGUCUGGUACGAGUCAUCGAAGAAGGACAACUACCAGUACUGGGUCGAUGAAACUGCACGAUUUCUGAAAUAUCACACUUACGAGGACGAGGAUAAACAGAACCAUGUGAACUGCUCCUUCGAGCAUCCCCCACCAGAGGGCAAGGUGUGCGGUGUCGAGGCCUCCAGCUUUGCUCCCUGCACAAUUGAGAAUAACUUUGGCUAUCAUGUGGCCCGGCCCUGCAUAUUCCUCAAGUUGAAUAAGAUUUACAACUGGAUACCAGAGAUUUACAACGACUCAAAAACUUUGCCCAACCACAUGCCCGAUGAGUUGAAGCAGCACAUCAAGGAGAAGCAACAGCUGCGACCAAAUGAGACUGGCGUCGUUUGGGUGUCCUGCGAGGGUGAAAAUCCCGCCGAUGUUGAGAACAUUAAGGCUCGCGAUUACUAUCCACGCAUGGGUUUCCCACGUUUCUAUUUCCCCUUCAAAAAUAUUAACGGCUACAUACCGCCAAUUGUCGCUGUACAGUUUACUGUCGAAACCGGCGUCUUGAUCAACAUUGAGUGCAAAGCCUGGGCCCGCAACAUCAACCACGAUCGCUCGGACAGGAGAGGAUCCGUUCAUUUCGAGUUGAUGGUCGACUAAGAGAAGCGUUAAUCAUCUUGGAGCAGCAGCGGCGGAGAAAGCAGCGAAGGAAAGCGAACAAGGAGAAGGGAGGAGAGUGUUUAAGAAGGAGAAAUAGAAGCAACAAGAACAACAAACCACACACACACACACAAAGCAAAAGCAAAAGCA
Molecule: messenger RNA, 1286 nt
Organism: Drosophila persimilis
Lineage: Eukaryota; Metazoa; Arthropoda; Insecta; Diptera; Drosophilidae
Gene: nrv3
Product: sodium/potassium-transporting ATPase subunit beta-2
Exons: 8
Coding region: 195-1136 (313 amino acids)
Biological process (GO): intracellular potassium ion homeostasis; sodium ion export across plasma membrane; intracellular sodium ion homeostasis
Cellular component (GO): sodium:potassium-exchanging ATPase complex
Molecular function (GO): ATPase activator activity
Source: RefSeq, a predicted model, not a curated record